CUGUCCUGUACGAGGUACGAGCCAAGCCAGUGCCAGUACGCGUCGUGGCUUCGCCACGUGCUUCUCGUCUCUUUGGGGAAGUUCGCGUUCACCGUUACCAGCCACGCGAUGGUGGUUCCCUUGAGUUUCUUAAAUGCCAGUUCGCCCUCGUGCUGACGCGACCACGCUCGCCGUGUCCGUGACGAUGCGACCGAUCCGACCGUUCGUGAUCGUCGCUUGUUGUGCUGUUCUUGUGACCAUGUGACCGAUCGGCAGCAGAAAAUCCAGCGUACUCUCGCGAGAGUCCUGAAUGUGAGAGAAUCUCGUGAAAAUCCUGUGUAAUCGAUUGGUGUCUAAACGCUGGGCGUUUCAGGCGAAUUGAUGAAUGAAUCAGGAUACGUUGUAAGGGAGGACCAUCCCCGAGACAUCAUGAAACAGCGAGUCCUACUGGCUCUCGCCAACUUGAUCACUUCCUAUGCAUCUUUCUUAGCAGCUACGGGUGCGAAGACGUCCACGAGACAGAGGACCCAGAGCAACAAUCAUAGCAACAUCAGUGAGUUGUUAGACAAUUUGCUUCGUGGUUACGAUAAUAGCGUCAGGCCAGACUUCGGCGGGCCACCGGCCACGGUUGAAGUCGACAUUAUGGUGCGCAGCAUGGGUCCCAUUUCCGAAGUCGAUAUGACGUACUCGAUGGACUGUUACUUCCGGCAGUCGUGGGUGGACCGACGCUUGGCCUUCCAAGGCGGCAAGGAGACUUUAGCGCUAAGUAUAUCGAUGCUGGCGAGAAUCUGGAAGCCGGACACGUACUUUUACAACGGGAAGCACAGCUAUCUGCACACGAUAACCAGCCCGAACAAGUUCGUCAGGCUCUAUCAGAACGGCCGGGUACUUUACAGUUCAAGACUCACAAUCAAAGCGGGCUGUCCGAUGAACCUGGAAAACUUCCCGAUGGACACGCAAAGAUGUCCGUUACAAUUCGGCAGCUUCGGUUAUACGAAGCGGGACGUGAUCUACAAGUGGAACAGCGCGCGACAAGUAGCAAUCGCCGAGGACAUGAAAUUAUCCCAAUUCGAUUUGGUCGCCAACCCGACUGCGAAUUAUUCCGCACCCCCGACUGUUGCGCAUGCGGAUUACUCGAUGCUGCUGGUAUAUUUUCAUCUCCAGAGGCAUAUGGGUAAUUUUCUGAUACAAGUAUACGGUCCCUGCGUGUUGCUCGUCGUCCUAUCCUGGGUGUCCUUUUGGUUAAAUCGUGAAGCCACCGCAGAUCGCGUAUCGCUUGGGAUAACAACGGUACUAACUAUGACGUUUCUAGGAUUAGAGGCGCGUACCGACCUGCCGAAAGUUCCUUACCCCACUGCCCUCGACUCUUUCGUUUUCCUCUCGUUCGCGUUCAUCUUCGCCACCAUCAUACAGUUUGCAGUGGUCCAUUAUUUCACGAAGUACGGCUCCGGCGAAUGUUACUUCAGCUCCGAUUUCAGCGAAAGCGAGAGUUCCAGCGAUGAAGAUAAAACUGUUACGUUGAAAAGAGACCAGUCUAAAGUUCAAUUUCAGACGCCCCAGUCCCGGAAGAGAACGCCUGGAAACCCAACAGCCCGCGGUCAUCCUAGUCGAAAUUUCACAAUGAACGAAGACGGGAUGAUAGAAGUGAUUCCAUUAUCCGCGAUCCCAGAGCCAGUCAGGGACCCCACAGUGGGUCAUUGGCAAAUGUCUUGCGUGGCCUGCAGCCCUCCGCCGCCACGGCCAGCGCAGGUGAACAGAAGAGAGUCCGGCAGAAGACGUCGCAGACGGACGCCUAGGUACAAUUCCGUAUCAAAAAUCGACCGCGCUAGUCGCGUUGUAUUCCCUGUGUUCUUUCUCGCGAUCAACGUGUUCUACUGGUACGCUUACCUUUCGAGGAGCGAGCGUAUCGUAUAUAACGCGAACGGCACGUGAGAUCGGUCUCGGAAAUUAGAGGCCGCAGAACGUUCUUAGCCACAGUUAUUAGCCGAAUAAAAUGAUAAAUGAAAUGAGUUCUUAACUUGGAGCCGAAAAUUGUCCCCGGUGGACCAUAAUAUCGUUUAUGCGAUGAAGAAAGAAUCUUAGAAAGUUAUGGAAACGAUUUUUUAGUACGGUGUGACUCACUCAAGGGAAUCAGUUGACAUUUUGAAGAAUUGAAGGGGGUGGGGACAAUGCUCAAACAUGUAUAACGUUUCAACUGCGGUUAUUUUUUAGUUUCUGAGACAAAUUAAUACAGACGAGACUCAUGUAUUUAAUGCUGCCUAUCCUCAUUAACAAUAUCUUCGCUAUACUUCACGUACACAGCGUGGAGAAUGCUGGCAUGCAACCGCAGAUUCUUCAGUUCUUAUGAAAGUUUCUUAUUAAUACCUUAGAAACUAAUAGAUAUCCGAAGCUAAUGUAUUCCAGGGAUUCUCCCGUCGACCAUCGUCUUCACAAAAUUCCAGCUCGUUCUAAUGAAUGUGUCAUAUCUACUGGGUCAUGUUUUAUCCACGAGAAUUUUGAACUACCGGCUAUGUGCGAAGUCUCGUUAAACAGUCAAGUCCCUUACGACAACUAGGCAAUUGUACACUGCUGUGUCACAGUAUAAGAGAGAACAAUAGGUGACGGUAGACUUAAUCUCAGUGUCGGCUCCUAUGAUCUCAUGACCAACAGAUUCGCCGUGUUGUUAAUUAUGCGUGGGCUCUGAUUUGAAAGAUAAAGCCACAGUAUAAAAAAAAAGAAGUAAGCUCACUCUCGAAGUCAGCUUUAGAGAUCCUUAAAUCAGACAGCUGCCUGACCACUUCUUUCAUUCACAGUGACUUUCUUUAAUUGUAAAUGUUAUUAAAUAUAAACCAAAUCACACUCAAUUAAGUCUCCGCGUUAUUGGUUGUGCGAUUUUUUUGUUACGCGCAAGAGUCAAUUAUUAAUACAUUUUUUGACAGAGCGAGCUUACUGCUCUUUCUUAUACUAUGGCUGUAUUUUACAAUCUGCCGGUGAUAUAUGUAUGUAUGUAAUGUAUGUACGUGAAGAUAUCUGUAAUAUGUAUAGCACCUUCGAGACAUUGCCUGUUACUCUUUUGUUUAUAUCGUUGGUAAACGACAUAAAAUAUAAAAUACUGAGCGCAGAUUUUAAAGAAACCAUGGUGGGAAUACAUAAGGGGUGUUCUUCCGGUGGUAUCAUUUUCGUCACCUGCUGCGCAUUCCAUCAUGGACCUGAAAAAUGGUGUAUGAAGUGAACUUACGGAGGAAACACGUCUUAUGCACAUCCACCAUGAAACAUUGUCCCAAGCUGUAAGUUGUGUUGAUCACGAAUAAGGGAAGAAUGUGCCAGCUCGAAUAAAUUAUUGUCAGGUGAAACGUGCGGAAUAUGUUUCAAUUAUUAGUGGAACGUAGAGUGAAAUGAAACGAUAGGAAAAUCGAAUAAAUUCGUAUUAGAUGCGACAAUAAAAAUCUAUUUAAAAAACAA
Ceratina calcarata is the source of this 3420-nucleotide messenger RNA. RefSeq names its product GABA-gated ion channel (gene Grd). Lineage: Eukaryota; Metazoa; Arthropoda; Insecta; Hymenoptera; Apidae. The record is from RefSeq and is a predicted model, not a curated record. Gene Ontology annotation, biological process: monoatomic ion transmembrane transport. The coding region runs from base 361 to 1911 and encodes 516 amino acids. Gene Ontology annotation, cellular component: membrane. The transcript has 9 exons. Gene Ontology annotation, molecular function: extracellular ligand-gated monoatomic ion channel activity; GABA-A receptor activity.